AUGCCUACAAUAACUAAGGCCGCGGGGGGCUUUCCGUCAAGUUGUAGCACAUUUAUGUGUAGCACCAAGAAAAGCCACGAACUCUUGGAAUGCAUAUAUUCCCACUUUCAUGAUAUACACCCUGGGAUACUGAGAUAUUUUCCGAGAUUUACACAGUCUAUAACCCAUACACGAGUGGCAGCUGCAACUUUCUCUCUUGCAUAUGUACCUGGGGAUUUUCUUGUGAGGAGAGCUGGGGGGAAUGCUCAAUUCCAAGCCGAGGAGUGCUUCUGCCUUUCCAGAAAAAUCUCAACAGCUUCAAUCCAUCAAUCCCCUUCCUCAGACACUCGCGCAACACUUAAAACGAUGGGGAAGGAUCAGCUGGAAGAUAUUGCGGAGAGAAGUGUCAAGGUUCUGGAGAGAAGUAUCUUACGCCGGCGGCGGAAACUUUUUAUUGGCGGAGAUUGA
Molecule: messenger RNA, 447 nt
Organism: Sclerotinia sclerotiorum 1980 UF-70
Lineage: Eukaryota; Fungi; Ascomycota; Leotiomycetes; Helotiales; Sclerotiniaceae
Exons: 2
Coding region: 1-447 (148 amino acids)
Source: RefSeq, a predicted model, not a curated record